This is a messenger RNA of Hyaloscypha bicolor E, 975 nucleotides long. RefSeq names its product WSC-domain-containing protein. The annotation marks the transcript as partial. The transcript is spliced from 3 exons. Gene Ontology annotation, cellular component: plasma membrane. Lineage: Eukaryota; Fungi; Ascomycota; Leotiomycetes; Helotiales; Hyaloscyphaceae. The record is from RefSeq and is a predicted model, not a curated record.
AUGCGGACCACACUCAUUUUCACAACAUUCUUUUCCGCCUUCGUGGCUGCCACUCCUUUACACUUGUUACAAGCGAGAGUCACCGUUGCCAUUGCUGGUUACGAUUAUGCGGGAUGUUACUCUGAGGCCACAAGUACGCGAGCCUUCAGCGACCUUUCUUAUUACGAUGAUGGGAUGACGAUCGAGAAGUGCGCCGCUGCUUGUUCUGGCUAUGCGUGGUUCGGUGCUGAGUACGGGCGCGAAUGCUACUGUGGUAGUACUCCCAAUGCUGGAAGCGCCCAAGUGGAAGAAGCCUAUUGCAGAUUCCCUUGUCCUGGGAAUGCCGCCGAAACUUGUGGAUCUGGUGGUCAUCUCACAACCUACGCCAAAAGUGGUACCCUUUCAUCUGCACCAAGUGCUCCCUCGACAUAUGGUUCACUUGGUUGCUAUACAGAAGCCACAACCGGCCGCGCUCUUUCUAGCGCUGCUUUUGCGGACGACGAUAUGACCAUCGAGAUGUGUGCUGCGGAGUGUGCUGGUUUUACAAUGUUUGGAUUGGAAUAUCGGCGGGAAUGUUAUUGCGGGAAUGCACUGAACGCCGGAAGUGUUGCUACAUCGCAGCUUGACUGCAAGUACUCGUGCAUGGGCAACCAAUCCGAGAGUUGUGGAGGAGACUCGCGCCUCAACCUGUACGAAUUCGGAGCUACUUCUGUUCCAGAGACAAUCGACAUUAUAUAUGCUUACCAGGGAUGCUACACAGAGGCUACGAGAAUACGGGCUUUGACUGGAAAGGCAUACUUCAACGAUUCAAUGACAGUUGAAGCAUGUGCCACUGCCUGCACAGGAUUCACCUGGUUCGGUGUUGAAUAUGGAAGAGAGUGCUAUUGCGGAAAUACAAUCAACAGCGGUAGUAUCCUUGUCGAUGGUUCAAAGUGUAGCUUCUCUUGCCCUGGAAAUAGCGCCGAGAAAUGUGGAGCAGGCAAUCACCUUGAUGUG